This is a messenger RNA of Gavia stellata (red-throated loon), 8575 nucleotides long. RefSeq names its product golgi glycoprotein 1 (gene GLG1). Gene Ontology annotation, molecular function: fibroblast growth factor binding. Gene Ontology annotation, cellular component: Golgi membrane. The transcript has 26 exons. The record is from RefSeq and is a predicted model, not a curated record. NCBI's taxonomy places the organism in Eukaryota, Metazoa, Chordata, Aves, Gaviiformes, Gaviidae. The coding region runs from base 1 to 3417 and encodes 1138 amino acids.
AUGGCGCCGUGCGGACGUGUCCGGAGCCGCUGCCCGGGCCCGGCGCUCCUCCUGCUUCUGGCGCUGGCGGCGCGGCCGGCGGCGGGCGGCCCUCCUCCCGCGGGCCCCGCCGCUGGCGGCGGCCUGGGCUUAGUGGGGCAGGCGGCGGGGCCGGGCGCGGCGGGCCCGCGGAGUCCCCGCGGCGGCGGCGGCUCGGGCAGCGGGUGGAAGCUGUCGGAGGAGGCGGUGUGCCGGGAGGACGUGGUGCGGCUCUGCUCCAAGCACAGCUGGGCCAACAACCUCGCCGUGCUCGAGUGCCUGCAGGACGUCCGCGAGCCAGAUAAUGAAAUCUCUUCAGACUGCAAUCACCUCUUGUGGAACUACAAGCUGAACCUGACUACAGAUCCGAAGUUUGAAUCCGUGGCCAGAGAAGUCUGCAAGUCCACUAUUGCAGAGAUCAAGGAGUGUGCAGAUGAACCAGUUGGUAAAGGCUUCUUGGUGUCUUGUUUGGUGGAUCACAGAGGCAACAUCACUGAAUAUCAGUGCCAUCAGUACAUCACCAAAAUGACAGCCAUUAUCUUCAGCGAUUAUCGGUUGAUCUGUGGCUUCAUGGAUGACUGCAAGGCUGACAUCAAUCUCCUGAAAUGUGGCAGCAUUCGACCUGGAGAAAAGGAUGCCCACUCACAAGGAGAGGUGGUGGCAUGCCUGGAAAAAGGCCUGGUAAAAGAGGCGGAGGAGACUGAUCCUCGAAUUCAGGUUUCUGAUCAGUGUAAGAAAGCAAUUCUUCGUGUAGCUGAACUCUCUUCGGAUGACUUCCACUUGGACCGCCACCUCUACUUUGCAUGCCGAGAUGAUAGAGAACGAUUUUGUGAAAAUACUCAGGCUGGGGAAGGCCGAGUGUACAAGUGCCUCUUUAAUCACAAGUUUGAAGAAUCAAUGAGUGAAAAGUGCCGUGAUGCGCUGACGACCCGCCAGAAGCUGAUUGCCCAAGACUACAAAGUCAGUUACUCGCUGGCAAAGUCCUGUAAAAGUGAUCUGAAGAAGUACCGCUGUAACGUGGAGAACCUUCCCCGGUCUCGGGAAGCCAGGCUUUCCUAUCUGUUGAUGUGCUUAGAGUCUGCUGUGCACAGAGGUCGACAAGUGAGCAGCGAGUGCCAGGGUGAAAUGUUGGAUUACCGGCGCAUGCUAAUGGAAGACUUCUCGCUGAGCCCAGAAAUCAUCCUGAGCUGCCGAGGGGAGAUUGAACACCACUGCUCAGGACUGCAUCGGAAAGGUCGCACCCUGCAUUGCUUGAUGAAAGUAGUACGGGGCGAAAAGGGAAACGUCGGGCUGAAUUGUCAGCAGGCACUUCAAACACUGAUUCAAGAAACUGACCCCGGUGCAGAUUACCGCAUUGACCGAGCGUUGAACGAGGCCUGUGAAUCGGUGAUACAGACUGCCUGCAAGCACAUACGGUCUGGGGACCCAAUGAUUCUAUCUUGCCUGAUGGAGCACUUGUAUACUGAGAAGAUGGUAGAGGACUGUGAGCAUAGGCUCCUGGAGCUCCAGUAUUUUAUAUCUCGUGAUUGGAAAUUGGAUACAGUCCUUUACCGCAAGUGUCAGGGAGACGCCUCCCGUCUCUGCCAUACCCAUGGCUGGAAUGAGACUAGUGAGCUGAUGCCUCCAGGGGCUGUUUUCUCCUGCUUGUACAGGCAUGCAUACCGCACAGAGGAGCAAGGAAGGAGGCUAUCACGAGAGUGCAGAGCAGAGGUCCAGAGAAUCCUCCAUCAGCGUGCUAUGGACGUGAAGCUGGACCCAGCGCUCCAGGACAAGUGCAUGAUUGACUUAGGGAAGUGGUGCAGUGAAAAAACGGAGACAGGGCAGGAGCUGGAAUGCCUUCAGGACCAUCUUGAUGACUUGGUGUCUGAUUGCAGAGACAUAGUGGGAAACCUCACUGAGCUGGAGUCAGAGGACAUUCAAAUUGAAGCCUUGCUGAUGAGAGCAUGUGAGCCCAUUAUCCAGACGUUCUGUCAUGAGGUUGCAGAUAACCAGAUUGAUUCUGGGGAUCUGAUGGAGUGUCUAAUACAGAACAAACACCAGAAGGAAAUGAAUGAAAAAUGUGCAAUUGGAGUUACUCAUUUCCAGCUGGUUCAAAUGAAAGAUUUUAGGUUCUCAUACAAGUUUAAAAUGGCUUGCAAGGAGGAUGUGCUGAAACUUUGUCCCAACAUCAAAAAAAAGGUGGAUGUAGUGAUCUGUCUGAGCACAACUGUGCGCAAUGAUACUUUGCAGGAUGCCAAGGAGCACAGGGUCUCUCUGAAGUGCCGCAAACAGCUGCGUGUUGAGGAGCUAGAGAUGACGGAGGAUAUCAGACUUGAACCAGAACUGUAUGAGGCUUGUAAAAGUGACAUCAAGAAUUACUGCCAAAACGUGCCCUAUGGCAAUGCUCAGAUUAUUGAAUGCCUGAAAGAAAUCAAGAAGCAGUUGAGUACCCGGUGCCACCAGAAGGUGUUUAAACUGCAGGAGACGGAGAUGAUGGAUCCGGAACUGGACUACACGCUCAUGAGAGUCUGCAAGCAGAUGAUCAAGCGGUUCUGUCCAGAGGCAGACUCAAAAAAUAUGUUGCAGUGUUUGAAACAAAACAAGAACAGUGAAGUGAUGGAUCCUAAAUGCAAGCAAAUGAUUACCAAGCGCCAGAUUACACAGAACACAGAUUACCGCUUAAAUCCAGUGCUCAGGAAGGCGUGCAAAGCAGACAUACCGAAAUUCUGCCAAAAUAUCCUGAAUAGGGCCAAGGACGAUACAGAGCUGGAAGGACAAGUCAUCUCAUGCCUGAAGUUGAAAUAUGCAGACCAACGUCUCUCUCCAGACUGCGAGGACCAAAUUCGAGUGAUAAUCCAGGAGUCGGCUCUUGAUUAUCGGCUGGAUCCCCAACUUCAGAUGCACUGUUCUGAUGAGAUUUCCAGCUUGUGUGCGGAAGAAGCAGCAGCUCAGGAGCAGACUGGGCAGGUGGAAGAAUGUCUGAAAGUGAAUCUGCUGAAAAUAAAAACUGAAAUGUGCAAAAAGGAAGUGCUCAACAUGCUGAAAGAAAGCAAAGCAGAUAUAUUUGUUGACCCAGUGCUCCACACAGCCUGUGCCCUAGACAUCAAACACCACUGUGCUGCCAUUCCACCGGGGAGAGGACGCCAAAUGUCAUGCUUAAUGGAAGCUCUGGAAGAUAAGCGUGUGAGGUUGCAGCCUGAAUGCAAGAAACGCCUUAAUGAUCGUAUCGAAAUGUGGAGCUAUGCUGCAAAGGUUGCCCCAGCGGAAGGCUUUUCUGACCUUGCCAUGCAAGUUAUGACCUCUCCGUCCAAGAAUUACAUACUGUCUGUGAUCACGGUCGGCAUCUGUGUACUCUUCCUCAUCGGCCUGAUGUGUGGACGCAUCACCAAGCGGGUGACAAGAGAGCUCAAGGACAGGUAGAGCCUGGAUUGCCUGCUGAAGAAAUGCCUGCCCAGUGCCCAGUUUUGUACAGCCCUCCUCUGUAUAGUCUACCCACCCCCUCUUGUGAGAGGAGAAUAAAAAAAAAAAAAAAAAUUAGAACAGCAGCAGGUGUUGGCUCAGUUUUCCCAUCCUGGAUCUCAUCCACAGCAUCUUCAUCCUAUGAAAGUUUGUGUGCAACACUGGCAGCCCAGCCAGCAGCUUUUGUUACCCCUUUGUUAGCAGACUCUCGUUUACCUGCCUGUAGACAAGUCUCUAUUGUACUGUUGGAACUGCCUUCACUCUCCAAAUCGGACUGAUAUGACCUGCAGCUCAAGCAGUUUUUAAGUAAAUUUUUAAAGAAAGACAUACCGACUAUAUGAUUUAGGUAAUGGUUCAUACUGAAAUCUAGUCAUCCUCUGUGGCUGGGUGAAAUUGAGGCAGGAAAUUAAAGGGUAAAUUGCAUCUUACACCACAGUUGGCCUUGUUUUGGACAUCUUGCUCGUCUUAUGUAAAGCAUCUUCAGAGCAUAGUCUUGGACAACCUAAGGACACCAGUCCCUGGUGUCCUCUUCUAGUGAAUAUCCUGCUUCUGUUACUGUGGAUUUUUUUGGCUGAAAAGAUGUCCUCCCUUUCUUCCUCUGCCACUCGCAAGAUAGAAUAAAAUACUGACCAGGAUCAAAUACUCACGUGAGCUGUACAACUUGUAUUUCGGUAGAUUAAAGACACGGUGUAGACGCGAGGCACGUAGAGCCUGUCAGUAGUGUACAGCGCUGCUCUCAGCGGGCAUUAAGUGCCCUGAUUAGUUACUCGGUCAACUUUUUUAUUAGUGAUGAUGCAGUAAAAUUCUAACACUCCUUUUAUUUUACCUCGCUGCUGCUAAGCUAUUACCCUUCCAAAUUAACUAUCUACAGAUGGUAUUGAUGCGCUGGCAAUAUGGUGCUUUGUCAGUGAUGCAGAAAGCGACUGAACACUCAACAAGCUCUAUCUGUAAAACGGUUACGUGUGAGUUAGCGCAGUGGUUUGUAACUGGCCUGCCUGGGUCUUAAUAGUUUGAAUGGUAGCCCCGAAGAGUGUUCUUCAUUUCGAUAAUUACAGUUGAUAAGGGAUAGCAACUGGUGUUUUCUGGGAUGGUGGGACACAGGUGCUGGUCCAGAAGGCCAAGCAGGAGUGGUUGGGAGGAUGAUGGUGUUGUAUGAAAGGCAGAAACAUCUGGAUCUUUAAGGGAAGUAGCUUUCACACUGUUCCCGUCAGUGUGUGUGCUCCCACUGUAUAUAGUUACACUCCCAGAACAUGAUACUCGUACUCGAGAGCCCAAAGAAGGUGUUUUAGAAAAGCUGCACCAGUAGUUGUGGCCUCUUACCAUCACCUUUGUUCCUCAAGUACAAGGAGGCGUGGAGGUCAUAAGCCACGUGCUUUGGCUGAAACGUUGAAUGUGUUGGUGAAAUCUAGAAGUGACUGCACAAGAGUCCACAUGUACAGUAGGAUAUACUUUAUUCUUAGAUGCGCUCACCUGCGUGUGCUGCAGUAAAAAUCACGUGCCUGAAAAUGUCCAACUUAGGCUGAUGCUUGAACCCUAACUUUAUUUUCCCACUUAGUGCACUGCUAGGUAAGACCUGACACUUCCAGUUCUCCGCGUUGUUCUCUAGAAGAGCAGCGGAGGUGGAUUUGAGACCCUUUGGAGUGUGGACCAGCUGAUUCUGAUGAUGCUGCAUGUACAGAAUGGCGUAUGCAAAAUACUGUGAGCUUUUGCUGCAACUGAAGCUUUUUUGCAAACGUACCUUCAUCCUGCUCUGAGGAUGGACAGCAGACUAUAAGUGAUACAGUUUUAGACUUACUGUGCUAGUGAGUCUUUCACAAACACUUCUGGUUUUAUAUCAAAGUAUUAUGAACACAAGGCAAGCAGAAGAGAAUGUCUGAGCAGUGAAGGUUCAGUGGACAAUUAGUGCAUGGUAGGAUUCCAGUUAAGUGGUUAGGUAGAACAGAAAUUCAGCCUGAAUUCUUUCUCUCACCCCUCUUCCCUGGUGCUAACGGAGCUUAACUGGCCCUCUGUCCCUGUGAAGUGGAGCAGAAGAAGAACGGUUGAUCAUGUCUCUUGAGGUAGCGCAGGUGUAUAACACCGCAAAUGUUAGUUUGGCAAUUAGAAGUGUAUAUUGUUUCACUUGACAGAGCGCUGAAAUUACUGCUGUAGAGAUGGGUGUGUUCACAGAGCUGCCGGCAAGGGAUUUGGGAUCUUUGUGCAGCCUUGCUGCACUUGGCACGAGUCCUGCUUCUCAAAAUGUCUACCAGGCAUAAUUAAAUUGCUAUUGGAGGGCUUUUUUUAAACUGUUGUGACUUUUUGAAAAGGCAGUUUGUAACCUGAUUAGCUUGAAAAGCCUAAUUAGAUGGUUUAUUGUCUAGAAAUAGCAUCUUCUACUAAAUUCCAAAAGAAAUUGCAGUGAAAAUUGUAGGUUUGUAGCCGUAGUUCUGAAUGUAAACCCUGUUCAGCUCUGAAGGUGACUUUCUUUACUUUCAGAUAUAAGGCUUUCUGGGUUUUUUUGCUUUUUAAUUUGGAGCAGGUUAAGGUAAGGGUGCCUGGAGUGCUGCGUUAGGAGUCUGGUCUUCGGUGGUGUUAGUCUAGGGUCAGUGGUGUUUCUGACUGUGUCAGCAGGCUCAGCUGGGAAUUCGGUUUCAGUGCGAGUGCUCUGGGAUGGUGUUACAAGUAUGUGUCUAGAGGCCCUCUCAAGCAAAGGUAGGAUGCUAAAUAAAUUUCUGCAUGAUUUCCUCGGAUGUCCUUUGUCACUGUUAAGGCACAGAGCCACCUUUUAAAGGUGUGUGACACUGGCAAAGGGUCCAGCCCAUUUUAUCAUUGAGCAUAGUUCUCUCUUCGUGUUUUAAAGUGGGGCCUCCUGCCACUGCCCGUGACCAAAUUUGCUUUUUUCGUGACUAGAAAUCCACCAGUCCCAGUCUUGAAACAUCCUCCUCCUUUUCCACGUAUACCUAAAAAUGUAGAGGUCUCAAAAGCACAGAAGCCCACGCAAGUACUCUUCCAAAAAUAACCUGCUCGUGCUGUUGCCAACACAACCUCUUGCCUGCAGGUAACCAUUUGCCAUUGCGGGGAAAGAAAGAAAAGGUUGUAAGAAACACUGCUGUUGCCUUGAACUCAAGGAAGCCUUUUUAACUUCUCUGAUCUAAUAGAGAGCGCUAGAAAUAGCUGCCGUCAACCAAGAGAAGAGUGGUGGUGUGGCAAAACCUGGGGUACCCCUUCCUCUUCGUGACCCUUGUCUCUCGGGGGAGAAGGCUGCCUUCUGCAGAAUGGAAUCUGGGAGGUGUGGGUUGGUUUUUUCUUUUCUCCUUGUCAUCACGAAACCUUCUCUUGGAGAGCUUAUUCUAGAGAUGGUGAUGCUGAUGCUCCCGGGGAUGUACGGAAGGGGUAGACGGCUGGAACCUAGCAAGGCAUGCAGCUCUUCGCUUCUCUCCUGCUGCUGCGAGGGUUAACGAGUUAUUUUUCCUAAACGAUGGCACGUGUUUAGAUGACAUGGGUAAGGGGGACUGUGCAUGAUGUGCACCUCGUUACUUCACUCCUGCUAGCCCCUUAGUGUCUGUUCUUGUUGACCUUAAUAAGUUUAUUUAUUGUUUAAUCAAGUCCUUUUGCUGAGUUUCAGCUUGGGAUUCUCCUGCUUCGCCUCUGUCGUUCAGGCUGCUGGAGUAACGUGUCUAGGUGGGAACAAAAUUCCUGGCACUUCAAGUGCUGUCCAGCGAGCUGAGUACCCGUGUGUCUGUGUCACUGCAAAGGGCUGGGAAAGCCCUAAUGAAGUUCAAAUAAUUCUGUAACUAAAUCGAAGCAUUUCACCCAGAAUCUGACACUUAAAAAAAUCCACGUGGAUAGAAUCAGUCUUGUUCUGAAAGAAUCCACAGUCAGCGCAUUGGAUGAAAAAUAAUGGAGAGGAGUCAAUGUCUGUAAGAACAGAAACUAACUGCGGGUGGGUGCAGAGGGAAGCCGUGAGGGAUCGCUGGAAUCCCGUGUUAUUGUAGAGGAAUUGUGUUCAAGGUGGAUGGUGACUUCUGUUAAAACACAACUUCAUUAUUUAGUUGAAAGAAGAUUGUAGUACUUUUUUUUUUUUUUUACUUUAUCAGUUUUGUUUAAAGAAAAGGUAGUUUUGAGGUGCGUGUGAGUGCAUGAGCGUGGUAUGAAACCAGAACAUUUCAUCUAGCACUUCUGUCCCUAUUUAAAAUACAGCUCUGUGGACUCAAACAGCCGUCGUCUCCCUUUGUGUAGAAGUACAUUCUUCCUUACGGGGUUUAAAAAUCUUCGAGGCAGCUCCCAGGUACUGAUCUUUAGGCCGUCUCCCUGCUUGGGCGCCGAACCUGCCGCCUGGCUUCCGCUGCUGCAUGGUGGUGAGCGGGGACCCAAAUGACACGGGUACGGGAAAGGGCUCGGCCGGUACGGGAAAGGGCUCGGCCGGUACGGCUGCUUGUGCCGUGCCGGCGGAAUUCUGUGUCCGCUUUACCGAGCGCCCGAAUGCUGCCUGUGUGGGACAGGGAGGAGGAGUAGUAACAUCUUGCUGCUCACCGGCCAAAGGCAGAUUGCUGUUUUCUCCUUCCACAACACCCAAAUUCCAUUCCGUAGCUGACCGAAAGCAAGAGAUCCCUUCCCGGGUGGAUCGCUGCACCCCGAGACCCCCCCUGUGUGUACUGGGUAGGAGUGCUUGCGUAGCUCUUGCCUUGGGAAGUGGGAACGUGGGGAAAAGGGCAAGGUGUGGCACUCGUGCAGGACGGAGGUGAGCAGAAGCGGUUUGUGUUGGACUGGGCGGCGCACCGGAGGAAGCAGAGCCGGGUUUUUCGGGGAGGUGCGGGGGUACCCCUCGGGAGGGCACUGCAGGCCGCCCCCCGCAGUGUACAAAACAGACCCAGCGGGUUCCUAUUGUACAGCAGAAGCUGUUUGAACUUAGUAUCUUUUUUUUUAUUAUUUUUAAAUGUGACAUUAACAAGAUACUUUUUGUAAAUUGUUUUCCCUUUCUGUGUAUAAAUCCUGGCCGGUCCUUGUUUUGGUUUGUUUUUUUUUUUUACAUGUUCAUGCUGUGUAAUUUUGAGAUGUUACUGAGAUUCUGAACAUAAUAAUGUGCAUUUUUUUCUGUACAGAUGAAAUGGGAGAAUUUAAUAAAAGAGUCUGCAGGUUUUCA